Messenger RNA from Peromyscus eremicus (cactus mouse), 918 nucleotides. RefSeq names its product taste receptor type 2 member 107-like. Gene Ontology annotation, biological process: detection of chemical stimulus involved in sensory perception of bitter taste; sensory perception of taste; G protein-coupled receptor signaling pathway. The transcript has a single exon. Lineage: Eukaryota; Metazoa; Chordata; Mammalia; Rodentia; Cricetidae. Gene Ontology annotation, molecular function: G protein-coupled receptor activity. Gene Ontology annotation, cellular component: membrane. Bases 1 to 918 code for a protein of 305 amino acids. The record is from RefSeq and is a predicted model, not a curated record.
AUGCUGAGUGUAGCAGAAGGAGUCUUCCUUUUUGUUGCCACUAGUGAGGCAGUGCUGGGAGUCUUGGGGAAUACAUUCAUUGCACUUGUGAACUGCAUGGACUGUGCCAGGAACAAGAAGCUCUCUAAAAUUGGCUUCAUUCUCACUGGCUUGGCGAUUUCCAGAAUUGGUGUCAUAUGGAUAAUAAUUUUACAGGGGUAUGUACAAUUAUUUGUUCCACACAUGGUUACUUCGGGCAAUCUAACUGAAAUUAUUACUUUUCUCUGGGUCAUUAUCAACCACUUAAGUGUCUGGUUUGCCACCAACCUCAACAUCCUCUACUUUCUAAAGAUAGCGAAUUUUUCCCACUCUCUAUUUCUCUGGCUGAAAAGGAGAAUCAGUUCAGUUUUUAUCUUUCUGUUGGGAUGCUUGCUUAUCUCAUGGCUACUGUCUUUUUCACAAAUGAUGAAGAUAAUUCAGGAUAGUAAAAUGCACCAGGAAAACACAUCUCGGAUCCACCAAAGAAAAAAUUACUUCCUUAUUAACCAGAGUUUAAGCAAUCUGGGAAUCCUUUUCUUCUCUAUGAUAGCCCUGAUUACCUGUUUCCUAUUAAUCAUUUUUCUCUGGAGACACAACAGGCGGAUGCAAUCACAUGUCUCAGGAUUCGGAGACCUCAACACAGAAGUGCACGUGAAAGUCAUGAAAGUUCUAAUAUCUUUUAUGAUCCUCUUUGUCUUACAUGCCGCAGGCAUUGCCAUAGAAGUAGUGUGCUUUACUCUGCCACGAAACCAACUGCUCUUUAUAACUGGUUUGACUGUUACAUGCCUCUAUCCCUGCUGUCACUCAAUCAUCCUAAUUCUAGGAAACAACCAGCUGAAGCAAGCCUUCCUGCAGCGCCUAAAAUGCUGUGAGAUGGAAAGAAAUCUCAGAGACACGUAA